GAGCCGGAAAUGACUGGCUAGCGAGGAACCCAGGGGCACCCUGUCCGGCGGCGCUCUAGCUCCCGCGCGCUGUCUCUAUGCUCCCCCUGCGUCUGGUCUAUUUAUUGUCGCGGGGAAGAAGCGGCCGCCCAGUACCCGGAACAACAAAGCGAGAAAGACGGAGCCCGAGCCUCGGGGGCUCCUAGCAACGGGCCGGGGCGGGAGUUCCAUGGAGACUGGGGAGCGCGCCCGCCUCAUCAUCAUCCUUGUCCUCCAGCUUAUCCUUCGCGUCCGACGUAACCGGCAGCAGCGCUGCCGCCGCGUUCUCUGCCGCCGCCCCCUCUUCCCACGAAGUAGCUGAAACUGCUGCUCUGCUCCAGUGAUUCAGGUGGCUCAAGAGUGACUGCAUACGAUUGGAGCAGUAUUUGUUUAUGGAUGUGAUCUUCGUGGUGGGAAGCUAAGUUUUUAAACUACCCCAAUGGAUGCAGACAGUGAUGUUGCAUUGGACAUUCUAAUUACAAAUGUAGUCUGUGUUUUUAGAACAAGAUGUCAUUUGAACUUAAGGAAGAUUGCUUUGGAGGGAGCAAAUGUAAUUUAUAAGCGUGAUGUUGGAAAAGUAUUAAUGAAGCUGAGAAAACCUAGAAUUACAGCUACAAUUUGGUCCUCAGGAAAAAUUAUUUGCACUGGAGCAACAAGUGAAGAAGAAGCUAAAUUUGGUGCCAGACGUUUAGCCCGUAGUCUUCAGAAACUAGGUUUUCAGGUAAUAUUUACAGAUUUUAAGGUUGUGAAUGUUUUGGCGGUGUGUAACAUGCCAUUUGAAAUCCGUUUGCCGGAAUUCACGAAGAACAACAGACCUCAUGCCAGUUAUGAACCUGAACUUCAUCCUGCUGUGUGCUAUCGGAUAAAAUCUCUAAGAGCUACAUUACAGAUUUUUUCAACAGGAAGUAUCACAGUAACAGGGCCCAACGUAAAGGCUGUUGCAACUGCUGUGGAACAGAUUUACCCAUUUGUGUUUGAAAGCAGGAAAGAAAUUUUAUAAUUCAUCAUGUAAUUGGUUAGAAUUCCUAACUGAGCACCUUUUAAAACCUGCACAUUGGACUCAAAACAAAAGGAAAACUGGACCAACAGUAAUUGAGGAAAUAGACUCUUUUAUUCAUUCACGGCUACAGUGUAAGCUCCAAGCCCUUUGGAUUUUAUUUCAAACCUUGCUGUAAUAUAAAAAGGAAGUUUACAAGACAUGACAUUGCUGCUUUUACAAAAGGACAUUCUAUUUAUUUUCGCAGUAAUUCUCAUGUCCCCGUAAGCAGAGCUGUCACAGUGUGCACUACCUUAAAUUGUUUCGUUAUUGUCAUUAUUUCUUCCCAGUUUGAGCUAAUGUGUUUUAUUUGUGAAUAGUCUUUUACAUUUUUGUAUGCUGAAUAUGGGCACCAAAGAACCUGUAAAAGUUAUCUUUUUCAAUUGAAUGUGCACAAAUAAAAGUUUGGAAAAGA
Neogale vison (American mink) is the source of this 1469-nucleotide messenger RNA. RefSeq names its product TATA-box binding protein like 1 (gene TBPL1). Gene Ontology annotation, molecular function: DNA binding; general transcription initiation factor activity. Gene Ontology annotation, biological process: DNA-templated transcription initiation. Lineage: Eukaryota; Metazoa; Chordata; Mammalia; Carnivora; Mustelidae. The record is from RefSeq and is a predicted model, not a curated record. The coding region runs from base 458 to 1018 and encodes 186 amino acids. The transcript is spliced from 8 exons.